CCUUUCCCCGCCGCGCCCUCGGUUCUUUCCUUCCCAGCCGCGCGCAGGAAAGGGAAGGCGAAGCGAGGAGGCGACCAAUAGCCACGGCCAGAGGAGGGGCUCCAACCGGGGAUCGCCCUCCUCCUCCUCCUCCUCCCGGCCGAGCCGUGGGGCCGCCCCUCCGAAGAGGGAGAUCCAGCGAGGGGAAGGCGAUGGAGCCCGAAGGCGGCGACGUGGCGGGGGACUCAACCGGCCUGCUGCUCCUGGACUUAUAUGACGACGAGGACCUGGAAGUGUUCAGCAAGGACGCAUCCCUGACAGAAAUAAAUUCAUUCAGUCCUUUGAUGCCAACAUCUCCAUCUUCUAUGAUAAACCAGUAUAAGUUUGAAGAUGAACCAGAAUCAAAGGACCUUUUCAUUACAGUUGAUGAUCCAGAAAGCCACGUCACUGCCAUUGAGACAUUUAUCACCUACAGGGUGGUGACAAAGACAACCCGUGGCGAAUUUGACUCCAGUGAGUAUGAAGUUAGGCGACGAUAUCAAGAUUUCCUUUGGUUAAAGGGAAGACUUGAAGAAGCACACCCAACACUCAUCAUUCCUCCAUUGCCUGAAAAAUUCAUAAUGAAAGGAGUUGUGGAACGAUUUAAUGACAAAUUCAUCGAGACGAGAAAGAAAGCUCUGCACAAAUUUCUAAACCGGAUUGCCGAUCAUCCCACUUUAACAUUUAAUGAGGACUUUAAAAUAUUUCUUACUGCACAAGCCUGGGAACUUUCAUCACACAAGAAGCAGGGCCCUGGUUUGUUCAGCAGAAUGGGACAAACUGUUAAAGCAGUCGCAUCAUCCAUGAGGGGAGGAGCUGUAAAAAACCGUCCGGAGGUAUUUUCGGAAAUGAUUGAAUACGUGGACAUUUUUAGUCAGAAAAUCAGUCUCUUGGACAAAAUCUCCCACCGGGUUCACAAGGAAGAGAAAGACUAUUUGUAUGAAAUGAAGGAAUUUGGCCCAAUCCACACACUUUGGUCAGCUUCAGAAGAAGACCUGGUCGACACCCUAAAAGGGUUGGCUGGCUGCAUUGACCAAUGUUGCAAGGCUACAGAGAAGCGGAUGACUGCACUUUCCGAAAGCCUCUUUCCUGCUAUACAGGAGUAUUUGCUUUACAGUGAAAUAUUAAUGGGUGUCUUGAAAAGAAGAGACCAAAUCCAAGCUGAGUUGGAUGCCAAAAUUGAUGCUGUAUACAAUAAAAAGAUAGAAAAUGAUCUGUUAUCUGAAGAGAUUGGAAAACUUGAAGACAAAGUCGAAUGUGCCAAUAAUGCUCUACAGGCUGACUGGGAUAGAUGGAAACAGAGUAUGCGUGUUGAUCUGAAAAUGGCAUUUAGUGAUGUAGCAGAAAAUAAUAUCCACUAUUAUGAACAGUGCCUAGCUACCUGGGAGUCCUUCUUGACAUCUCAAGCAACAUCAGACAUUUCCUUGGAAGAACAAUCCGAAGAUCAGACUUGACUUCUUCUUACAAGGAUCCAUCAUCCCUACUUGAUAUUGACACUAGCCAAAGAAAUUAUCUAAUUAUCAAAUCCAAUUAUCCCAUAUAACUAAGAUGCAAUAGUGUGUUGAAAAGAAAUGUAUUAAAAUCUCAGGCAUUUUGUUGUCCUGGGUUGUAUUUGAAUUGCUGAAAAAAGGAAGACACUAAGUCCAAAUAUAACACAGAUUGAGAAAGCUUGCCUUAUUACUUCGAGGUCUCCAAAAAGUGAAAUGUCUGAGAUAUCCAGAUACUUUUUGAUGUGAACCCAGUGUGUGAAAGAAAACAAGAAAUGUGAAGGGCUGGCAUGUUUUUAUUCUUCAGGGCUAGUUUAAAUUUCCCCCAGUGUUGGUGGGUGCACUGGAUCCAAAACUUGGUUCUAGUUCCAAAGCCUUUCCUAUACACCAACUGCUGCCAGCUUUUUAUCCUCUAUUAAAUAAAUGAUACAGAUCUAUGUGUAGGAACUAGGGGAGAGUUUUCCAGGCCAUUUUAUAAAGAUGGCUCUCUCUUUCCACUCUCAGAAAAGGAAACCUGGCACCACAACCUUUGGUUUAGCAUGACAGGAAUGAAUUUGUGGGUUGUACACACUCCAUCCCUUUUCUCCAACUUUCCUCUUCUCUGUGAAAUUUAAGUUACAAACCUUAGAAUCUUAACUUCAAUAGAGUUUAAAAUUAUAUCCAAAUUCUAUAUUAAUUACAGUUUCUUAAAUUAUGUCUGAACCUGGUUUCCUAGCAUAGUCAAAAUUAACCAGUUUUUCAUGGAUUCAAAUAGCAGGAAAAGGCAUAAAGGAGAAAAUCCUGACAGUAAGUGCUAUUUGACAGUGUAAUCAACUGAUGAGAGGGUAGAGAAAUCUCUUUCAUUGGAGGUUUUUAAACAGAGGUUGAUGUACACCUUUCAGGGAUACCUUAGCUGUGUAUUGGUGCAAGACAAGGAGUAGGAUAGCUUACCUUUUGUGAUCCCUUACAACUUUUAAGAUUUUACAAAGCUAUAUUUGAGCAAAAUAACAUGACAUUUAUGAGAAACACAAACAAAGACUUCUAAACUUCUUGUCACACCAGAAGAUGAAGGUAGUGUGUGAGAGAGAGACUGAUGUAUGUUCUUCCUUGUAAUGCUAGACUAUAAUAGUUCAGUGUUCAAACUGGACAAUGAGUAAGAGAAAGAAAGAAAAAAACCUUAAUGAUUUUCUGCAUAUAUUUGAAAUAUGUUUUUCAAAUGCCCUGUAAUUUGGAUAUCAAAUCCCAGUAUUUUAAAUAUGUAAAAAAAUGUCAAUUUUAAUAAUAAAAAUAAUAGGAUUUUUUUCAUUUUUA
Molecule: messenger RNA, 2795 nt
Organism: Anolis carolinensis (green anole)
Lineage: Eukaryota; Metazoa; Chordata; Lepidosauria; Squamata; Anolidae
Gene: snx7
Product: sorting nexin 7
Exons: 9
Coding region: 192-1472 (426 amino acids)
Biological process (GO): reticulophagy; endocytic recycling; protein transport
Cellular component (GO): phagophore assembly site; early endosome
Molecular function (GO): phosphatidylinositol binding
Source: RefSeq, a predicted model, not a curated record